UUUAGCGGGUGUUUUUGGUUGUAGCUAUUCCUGUUGAGUAAUGCAAUUCCAACACAAGUAACUUUAGCGGGACAGGAGAAGCUUUACAGCUGGAUAUUAGAAGAAAGCCCGCUUAUUUAAGAAAUGAAAGUUAUGUUGAUUUGAGUUAAACAACGUACCACCAGUAAGUCUGUGCAAUUAGAGAUACUGUACGUUGGUAUAGACAACUUUAUCUUCUUACGUUACGUAGGAAACGCUGAAGAAGAUGGAAGUUGAAUGUCUAGCUUUGAGAGAUCUCAUCAGUCCAAAGAAGAGCAAAGCAGACAUGGAGGAAGUUGGAGGCAGAAAUGAUCAGAAGGAGAACAGAUGUGUGGAGCGAAGAAGAACCACCCCUCACAAGAUGGACACCACGGCCACCAUGCUGCUGUACGGCAGUAAGCCUCCCACCCCGGAACACCUCCAUAGCACCCCUGUUAAGCCUUCUGAGUGGGGGGCACCUCCUCACGCGGACCCCUGGACCCCCACUGCCAACCUCAGGAUGCUCAUCAGUGCUGCCAGCCCUGACAUCCGCGACAGAGAGAUGAAGAAGGUUCUGUUUAGGCCCAUUGAGAAUGAGAGAGCAGUGGAGGAUGUCGAGGUGGAUGGCCCGUGCCAGUUUGAUGUGGUGGACGAGGAGGAGGAAGAGGGGGAAAGGAAGCCCAGCAGGAAGCAGAAGAGCCUGGGCCUGCUGUGCCAGAAGUUCCUGGCCCUGUAUCCGGACUAUCCAACCUCUGACACCAUCAGUAUCUCAUUGGAUGAGGUGUCUACCAGCCUGGGGGUGGAGCGGCGGCGAAUCUACGACAUCAUAAACGUCCUGGAGUCUCUGAUGAUCGUAGGGCGUGUAGCUAAGAACCAGUACGUGUGGUACGGGCGGCGGCGCCUGGGGUCCACCCUGGCCGAGCUGCAGGGGAUGGGCAGGCAGCAGCGCUACCACCUGCACAUGGAGCAGGCCGGGGAGGGCGGUCACAGAGAGGGAGCCACCACACACACCCCAGAGGGAGGGGAAGGAGACUCCAGCUGUGCGGCCGCCAGCACCAGGAAAGACAAGUCCCUACGCAUCAUGAGUCAGAAGUUUGUCAUGCUCUUCCUGGUGUCCAGGACCCAGACUGUCACUCUGGACGUGGCCGCCAAAAUCCUCAUCGAGGAAAGCCAGGACCCCGCCAGCCACAGCAAGUACAAAACUAAGGUGCGGCGGCUGUAUGACAUCGCCAACGUCCUGACGAGUCUGGGAUUGAUCAAGAAGGUCCACGUCCGGGAGGAGAGGGGGAGGAAGCCUGCGUUCAAAUGGAUCGGCCCGGCAGACUUCCACAGCAGCCAUGAGGACUCGGAAGCUGUGGCGGCCAUCGCUCUUCCGGGUGGCAGGAAACAGAAGCUGGCACGCCAUGCCUCCUUCAGUGUGGUGCCCACCUCUGUGGCCAGCCAACGCCGUGUCAACUCGGCGCCCAGCAGCCCACGCAGAGAGGUCACGG
Messenger RNA from Salvelinus fontinalis (brook trout), 1487 nucleotides. Its product is annotated as transcription factor E2F7-like. Lineage: Eukaryota; Metazoa; Chordata; Actinopteri; Salmoniformes; Salmonidae. The transcript is spliced from 8 exons. Gene Ontology annotation, molecular function: RNA polymerase II cis-regulatory region sequence-specific DNA binding; DNA-binding transcription factor activity, RNA polymerase II-specific. The record is from RefSeq and is a predicted model, not a curated record. Gene Ontology annotation, cellular component: RNA polymerase II transcription regulator complex. Gene Ontology annotation, biological process: regulation of transcription by RNA polymerase II. The annotation marks the transcript as partial.